This is a messenger RNA of Acipenser ruthenus (sterlet), 6096 nucleotides long. Its product is annotated as kinesin-like protein KIF27. Bases 370 to 4638 code for a protein of 1422 amino acids. NCBI's taxonomy places the organism in Eukaryota, Metazoa, Chordata, Actinopteri, Acipenseriformes, Acipenseridae. The transcript is spliced from 18 exons. Gene Ontology annotation, biological process: microtubule-based movement; mitotic spindle organization. The record is from RefSeq and is a predicted model, not a curated record. Gene Ontology annotation, molecular function: microtubule motor activity; microtubule binding; ATP binding.
UUGCUGUAAUGUUCAGGAUCUCACUUGUUGGCUGAGCUGUUAGUAACUUUCAGUGGUUGCCAGGUAAUGGAGACAAACAAUAAAGAGAAUAGAAUAGAAGCAGGAAAGAGAGAGUAGUAACGGCUUUUCAGAAACUGAAGCUCCUUUUCCAACAAAAAUAACAUCGCCUGUUUCUGCUGACUUAAGGAUUUGGUGGGUCCUCAUAGAUGAACAUGUUUUGAAAAAAGAUUACUAUAUAUUUGGUAUUUUUAAACACAUGUCCACAACAUGUUUUACAAAUCGUCCUGCAAACUGAAGAGAAAACACGGAUGCUGAAUACCACAUAUUGUGCAGAACAUUUUGAGUUAUCUUUGAUGUCACACAAUCAUCAUGGAAGAGAUUCCUGUCAAGGUUGCUGUGCGAAUAAGGCCUCUGCUUCCAAAGGAGAUCCUCCACAAUCAGCAGGUUUGUGUGCGAGUGGUCCCCAACACACAACAAGUCAUCAUGGGAAAGGACCGGGCCUUCACCUUCGACUUUGUGUUUGGACAGAAAUCCUUGCAGAAUGAAUUGUACGUUACUUGCAUAAAACCCUUGGUUUUGUCCCUGAUUGAAGGAUACAAUGUCACAGUGUUUGCUUACGGGCAGACUGGAUCAGGAAAGACAUACACCAUCGGUGGAGGUCAUGUUGUUUCCUCAUCUGAUGAAGAGAAAGGCAUUAUUCCACGCGCUAUCCAGGAAAUCUUCCACAGCAUCUCUGAAAACAACAACAGAGACUUUACAGUAAAGGUGUCCUAUAUAGAAGUCUACAAGGAGGAACUGAGGGACCUGCUGGAACUUGAAACUUCUUUCAAAGACAUGCACAUCAGAGAGGAUGAAAAGGGAAACACAGUGAUAGUGGGUGCCAAAGAGAGCCUAGUGAAGACUGCGGAUGAGGUAAUAAGUCUGUUAGAAUCUGGAAACGCUGCUCGUCACACAGGGACCACGCAAAUGAACGAGCACUCCAGCCGCUCCCAUACCGUUUUCACCAUCACUGUCGGCCAGGAAGGCUCAAAAUCUGAAGCAGAUCAAUUACAUGAAGGGCAGGCCGAGUCCGGCCCUCGCGAUUCUUUUCAGCUUAUAUCUUCAAAAUUCCACUUUGUCGACCUGGCUGGUUCAGAAAGGGCCGCCAAAACAGGUAACACCGGCGAGAGGUUCAAGGAGUCAAUCCAGAUCAACAGCGGCCUGCUGGCCCUGGGCAACGUCAUCAGUGCCCUGGGGGACCCCAAGCGAAAAAGCCUACACGUACCUUACAGAGACGCCAAGAUCACCCGUAUUCUGAAAGACUCACUUGGGGGUAACGCUAAGACUGUAAUGAUUACCUGUAUCAGCCCAUCUUCCUUCAAUUUUGAUGAGUCUCUCAACUCCCUCAAGUAUGCCAACAGGGCCAAGAACAUCAAAAACAAGCCCAUUGUCAACUACAACCCAGACUGGGACCGCAUGGAUGAAAUGGAGCUGGAGAUAAGGGCUUUGAGAGAGGCACUGCAGAACCAGCGCGCCAGCCUGAUGACUCGCGCCAGUCGUGUCUCCCAGGACCUGCCAGGAGGGCAUGACAAAACCCGCAUCCGCGCCAUGGAGGGGCAGCUGGCUCAGCUGCAGGUGGAGUGUUACCAGUACCGUACCUGCACUGAGGAUGCCUUCCAGUUCCUCCUGGAGCUGAAGGGAAUGGCCAGUCUGCCCAAAAUUCAUAAGCGCAAGCUACAGCAGUGGCUGGACACAGUGGAGGAGCUCCAGAGAGAGAACCCAAGCACCUCAGAAGCAGACAGCGGAGUCGGCAGUGCUGGAGAGGAACCCCAUCACAUCACCAUUCUGCAGCUCAAGAGAGAGUUGAAGAAAUGCCAGGAUGCCUUGACUACAGAUGAAGAGGUUUUCAUUCAGAAAGAAGCUGAAAUAAAGGAAUUACACGCUCAGAUUAAGUCACUCCUUCAGGAAAAUGAGGAGCAUUUGGCAGCUCUAGAAGAUGAAGAAAGCAAACGACGGAUACAGAAUGAGAAAAUGGUGGAGCAGCAACUAAUAAUAGAUCAACUGAGGGAAGGACUACUGAGCGUCAAGCAGAAGUCCUGCAGUUGUGUGAAUGGUGCUGGAGAUGCAACAGCCUCAGUGACCUCUUUCAAAAGACCUUACAGUGUUCCACUCAGUAACAAACACCAGCCACACUCUUCUCAGAACAUCCCCAUGCCAGACACCAGAAAGGUGCACACCAGCCCCCCUGCGUACUCCCUGGAAAGAGUAAUGGCUGCAUUCAGAACCCGAAGCCAGAUGCUGCUAGCACAAAUUGAGGAGCAAGAUGAGGUUCUGUGCCACAAGAUUACCGAUAGCAGCGAGGAAGAAGAAAAUGAUGAUGAGAAGAAAAAGGAAGGGAAGUUGUCAUUCAGGCGUUCUAUGAAUCGUACCUGGACUCGGAGACAGACUCCAUUAGUUACUGAGCCGAACCUCCAUGAUUUGUUCAUUAACCAUAAAAAGAACAAUGUCGGGAAUGAGAAUGAUCCUGAGCCUAAACACACUACAGAGGAUGAACUUGAGGCAGCCUUGGCAGAGGAAGCAAGCCUCAGACAAAGCCAAACUCUAAAUCUACAUAAUCUAAAGGAUGCUGAAUUAAGACUUACACAAGCCAAACAGAAGACAAAGGAACUAGCAAUUAAUAUCAGAAUGAAGGAGGAACUUAUCAAAGAAUUAGUGAAGACAGGUAAAGAUGCCCAGGAGGUGAACAGACACUAUUCCAUGAAGAUUGCUCACUUGGAACAAGAGGCUGACCAGGCCAAGAAGGAGCUGGCAGAGACCCAGAAACAACUGCAGGAGCUGGAGAGCAGAGAGGUCCAGGACGGUACAGAGAUAGCCAGGCUACAGAGAGAGUUCCGCAAGAAGGUGGAUACAGCUAAACUCAAAGUGCAGGUGCUGCAGAAGAAGGAGCAAGACACAAAGAAGCUGGCAUCUCUGUCAUCUCAGAGUGAGAAACGGCUGACAGAGCUGGAGAAGAACGUGGACCACAUGAAACAGCAACAAACCCAGCUUCACAAAAAACUGAGGGAGGAGGCUGAAAAAAAGAAAAAACUGGAGACAGAGAUAUACAGGGAUCAGCAGCGUAUAAAAGAUCUGCAGUUAAAGACAGAGCAGCAACAGAAAAUUCUGAAACUGAAAACUGAAGAAAUAGCUGCAUUUAAAAGAAUGAAACGUGCUGUCAGCACUCCGGAUGAGCAGCAGAGAUUAGAAAGGCAGCGGAAAUGGCUUGAUGAUGAAGUUGAAAAGGUUCUGCGGCAACGACAGACUUUGGCCGAGCUCGAAGAUGAGCUGAAGAAGAGAGAGGAGAUUAUUGCCAAAAAAGAGGCCCUUUCACAAGGAAUGAGCCAGCUGGAGAUAAAGAAACUGCGAUCCAGUCAGGCUUUAAGCAAAGACAUCUUGACACUGUCAACUCGCCUGAGUGUAGUGGACAAGGAAUUGUCAGAUAAAAACGAUCAGUUCAAAGGCAGCAGUGCAGAGAACAAGAAGAGGAUUUCCAAAGAGGUGGAGGUGCUCCAGCAAGAGAGGAACCAGCUGCUAAAGAGGAGAGACUGCCUUGAUGACAAGCUGAGGAAUGGUAGAGUGUUAACUGCUGAGGAGGAACACAUUAUAUUCCAGCUAGAGGAAGGUAUAGAGGCUCUGGAUGCUGCGAUCGAUUUUAAAAAUGACACUAUUGACAGCCAGCAGCACUCUGUUAGGGAUUCUACUGAAAUGCUGACAUCCAGUGAGGCCGGGGUCAUGGUUAAGCUCAGUACUCUCUCUUUCUCUGAGAUCAAAGCUCUUCUCUUCAGAUACUUUAAUAAGGUUGUGUGUCUGCGCGAAUCUGAGCGAAAGCUCCAGCUGCAGUGUGAGGAAAUGGGGAUACAGAUCAAAGAAGAGGAGAGAAUCGUCCAUGAGCUGGAGUCUGCUCUGGAGCGCCUCACCCUGGAGAUGGACAGGCGUCUGACUCUGCAGCAGAAAGAGCAUGAACAGAAGAUGCAGUUAAUAUUGCAGGGGUUCAAAGAACAAGGCAGUGAUGGUCUUGCAGAAAAUAUUAAUAUUUAUGAAGCUAAAGUUCAGCAGCUGGAGAAAGAUUUGUUCUUCUACAAGAAAACAAGCAGAGAGCUAAAAAAGAAAUUAAAGGAAGUUGUAGUGGAUUCACUCAACCAGCAAUCUGCUUCAACAAAAGGUAAUGGGGGUGACCAAGAAAAAAGUGUCAGCAUCUCAGAAGAGGACAAAUGGGCUACCAAGUUUAAAAGUAACAAAGCUAAUGCAAACUCUCAAAAGGACAGUGCUAGUCUUCAAACAAGUGCCCAAGCACAGAAGAACAGUAGAAUUUGGGAUGAGAUUGCAGAAAUAGCCCAGAAUCCCACUACUGCAAGCAGGAGGUGUUUAGCCAGCUAUGAGGAACAAUCAGCUGGAGAUGAAGCCCUUUAUUCAAUCACUGCUCUUUCAUCAGUUCCACAGUCUGGAGACAGUGCAGCACAGCUCCCUGGGGUAACUCCAGUCAGGGUGUCGAGGAGGGAACUGAGGCAGAUUUCUGCAUCAGAACUGUCAAACAGACGCUCCAGCCUUGGGGCCAGUGUGACCUCAAUCCAGGAAGACUCCAUUGAAAUAUCAUGGAAAUCCACUAACUUUAAGCAUUAGUAAGCACUUAAAUGGAGCCCUUAAUAUGAACUUAAGAGCGCACAAAACACAUUCCCCAGAUAGAAAGUCAAAAUAAAAACAAAAUCUACAGUUGUAUAAAUUGGAGCGCUUUCAUUCUUACUUAAGACUAUAAAAGGGUUGUGGACAAAUAAUAGGUGUUAAGAAUAAAGGUGAAUUUACUGGAGCUAUUUAGAUGAAUUCCCAGUAAAACAAAAUUCUGGUAAUAUCCAGAUAAGCAUUUUAAGUGUACCUGAAACCUUAUCUAGCAAAUACCACUGUUAAUAUUUGCAACAAGUAACAGCAUCAGUCUACAGUGUGUAUGAUGGCACAUAGCAAUAUGCUGGUUUAUCAUUGGAUACCCCCUAAAAGUAUCAACUACAGGAUUUAAAAACAUACAGUAUCCCAAACCAAGGUGUGGUUUUCAUUCCUGAUCAGCACCAUGAUUGUAAGCAUUUUGCUAUUUUUUCAUACCGUAUAUUCUUUAGCUUGUUUUCUGCAGACAUUACUUUGACCCUCAGCUUUUAAAGUAAUAAUUUUACAGCUUACAGAAGCUUGGUGUUUUGAGGUUUCUGAAAGAUUCCCAUGGCCUUGAAAUAAUUUUAAUCUGUGUUAUCUUGAUUUCUAUUACAUACUUGUUACUGUAACCAGGGUUAAGGCCGUGUGCAAUACACAUUACAGCAAUUCGGCUAACGUAAGAGGUGCGUUUACACUUAUUCUGGAAUGAACGACCAAGAGGACAUAUUACGGAAGAUUUUGGUUGUGUAAACGCUACCGAACGCGUCCUCUUAUCCUGUCAAAAGUUGGGGUUCCAUUCCGGCACAAUCGGAAUAUAUGCUUGUGUAACGGCGGUGAGGACACGUUCUGGAAUGAUUUGAGAAAAUUCCCAGCAGGCACUGCACGCAAACUAGCUACCUCAUCCCCUUGCUGCUUUCCUGUGAUUAACUAGGUGGUAGCAUUAAAUACUGUGAUUAAAUAUUCACUGCAUAUACAUUACAUGAACAUAGUGAAAUAAGAUUAAAUAUAUGUUGUUCACUUUUCGAAAGUUUUUCUUUUCCGUUUCGUCAACUUCCACCACAAGCACUGAAGGAGGUAGCAUUUUCAAAUAAUGGUGCUCGAUGCUGUCGUCAUCACGCCUUAGUAUCAAAUGGCUUCACCUUACAAAGUGCGCACGCUCUUUCUCUUCUCCUGAGAGAAGUGCCCCUGCUGUUGUUGAUAUGAAUGUUAACCUUUACAUGCUUUACAGUGAAGACAACAAAAACAUUCCAUACAUCUUACUUGUUUCGCUCUUCUAUUGGCUACAAACAUGUUCAUUUUAAAACAUAUCUGGUACUAUGUUAGGUAAAAGAAAGUUCUCAAUUCCUAUCCCAUGCCUUACUCUUAGAAAAUAUAUUACACUUGCAUUUCCUAGCAAGUGUUUUUCGGCAAAGCUGUGAGGCAAUAUUUUGUGUUUCUUCUGAA